Molecule: messenger RNA, 753 nt
Organism: Alternaria alternata
Lineage: Eukaryota; Fungi; Ascomycota; Dothideomycetes; Pleosporales; Pleosporaceae
Exons: 2
Coding region: 177-566 (129 amino acids)
Source: RefSeq, a predicted model, not a curated record
CGUCAACGGUGCUUAUACCUAUGAAUCGAUAACUAUGUGAUAGCACAAGAACCCCAGCGAGACAUAUAAAGCAAGCAUUGCACACCUACUCGUCUUCUCUCAUCUUACCAUCUCAUCUCAUCACCUUAUCUCCCCAUUCAUCUGUAUCAAAAAUCCUCUACUUCCAAAUUCCAGCCAUGCAGCUCACCAUCCUCACCACUCUUCUCGCCACUGCGCUCACAGUGAGCGCCACCCCCAUCGAACUACAGGAGAAACGCCAACUUGAAGGUGCUGCUCGCGUCUACGCCCGCUUCUAUCGGGACGGCGGCUGCGGUCCCUCUCCAUGGGCCGAGGAUACUGUCUUCCUUCAGUCCGAUACUGUGGGACUUGCUGGAUGCCAGGAUCUGACGGUUGGGCCGUUCCCUAGCACCUUCUUCGAUGUCAACAACUUCAGCAGAACCGUGAGAUUCUUCAACCUGCCUUGCUCUCAGCUUACUUCGACUACGAGCGGAAACUUUGUCGAUAUCAAGCCCGGACAGGCCCCAGGGUGCCAGAACUUGGCCAUCCGCUCUUGGGUUACCAUCUAGGUAGCCUCGUAUCGUCGAAUGUUAAAUUCGCGAUUGAUGCGAAAGCGAAAAAUAGAAGCGGCUUCAAAUCAUGGGACCGAUAAUAAAGGUAGAAGCAUCGAGAGUCGCAGAGAAUUUGUGAGAUCAGUCGGGUCCAACACUCCGGUCUUGUCUUGCGGGUGUUAUUUCCUACCUUCUAAGUCGCUCA